Messenger RNA from Dictyostelium discoideum AX4, 207 nucleotides. RefSeq lists its product as hypothetical. Bases 1 to 207 code for a protein of 68 amino acids. NCBI's taxonomy places the organism in Eukaryota, Evosea, Eumycetozoa, Dictyosteliales, Dictyosteliaceae. The record is from RefSeq and is a predicted model, not a curated record. The transcript is spliced from 2 exons.
AUGAAAACUAAUAAUUUCUCUGAUUUCUUUAAAAUGAUAAUUUUCAGAAAAAGAAUUGAACCAUCAUAUAAAGCAAACCAAAAAAGACCAUUACUUAAAAGAACAAAGAAUUUUAUAAGAACAACUUCAAAUAUAGUUGAUACAUCUAGAAAAUUAGUUAGACAAAAAAGAAAUUAUGCAUUUGAUAUGAAUAAUUUACUUUGGUAA